Helobdella robusta is the source of this 1809-nucleotide messenger RNA. RefSeq lists its product as hypothetical. Gene Ontology annotation, molecular function: actin filament binding. The record is from RefSeq and is a predicted model, not a curated record. The transcript is spliced from 16 exons. Bases 1 to 1809 code for a protein of 602 amino acids. Gene Ontology annotation, cellular component: cortical actin cytoskeleton. Gene Ontology annotation, biological process: locomotion; actin filament depolymerization; sarcomere organization. Lineage: Eukaryota; Metazoa; Annelida; Clitellata; Rhynchobdellida; Glossiphoniidae.
AUGUCUUAUUCGUUAAAAUCUACUUUUGCUACUCUGCCGAAGACGGCCAGGGGCGUACCAAUCGUUUUGGGAGGCGACCCCAAAGGGAAAAAUUUUUUAUACUCUAAUGGGAAUAGCAUCAUCAUCAGACACAUUGAUAAUCCUGAGCAAGCAGAUUUGUACACAGAACAUUCGCAGCCAACGACAGUUGCCAAAUACUCACCAAGUGGCUUCUACAUUGCUUCUGCUGAUAUAACAGGCAAGGUAAGGAUCUGGGACACAACUCAGAAGGAACAUAUCCUGAAGAAUGAGUUCCAACCUAUUGCUGGUCCCAUCAAGGAUCUUGCAUGGUCCGGGGACAGCCAGAAGGUCGUCGUCGGGGGUGAAGGCAGAGAGAGAUUCGGGCAUGUCUUCUCAGCAGAUACAGGAACCAGCGUGGGUGAGAUCAUGGGUCAAAGCAAAUCCAUCAACUCGGUCGACUUCAGAUCUAGUCGACCUUUCAGGAUCAUAACCGCUAGUGAAGAUAACACUGUCGCAUUCUUCCAUGGACCUCCCUUCAAAUUCCAGUUCACUAUUCAGGAUCACACACGUUUUGUGAACUCAGUGAGGUAUUCACCUGAUGGAGAGCUGUUUGUGUCGGGUGGAGCUGAUGGAAAGUGCUUCAUUUUUGAUGGAAAAACUGGGGAAAAGAAAGCAGAACUCGGAAACCCUGCUCAUAAAAUGGGAAUAUAUGGGGUUACCUUCUCGCCUGACAACAAGCAAGUUCUGACCAUCUCAGGCGACAAGACGGCCAAAAUCUGGGAUGCGACUGACCACUUCCUUGUCAAGGAGUUUGUCCUGGGAACUCAGGUUGAUGACAUGCUGGUUGGCUGUCUUUGGCAGGGAAAUCACAUCUUAACUGUUUCACUCUCAGGCCACAUAACCUACCUCGACCAAUCGAAUCCCUCAAAACCACUGAGGAUCAUAAAGGGUCACAACAAGCCAAUCACAGCUCUUGUUUUGAGCAAAGAUAAGAAAUAUGCCUUCACCGCUAGCUUUGACGGAAAUAUAUGUCGAUGGGAUGUAUCAAAUGGCCACUGUGACCUAAUUUCGGGAAAAGGUCACACCAAUCAGGUCCAAGACAUCUGCAUUGACUCGACCCAUCUAAUCACGUGUGGAAUGGACGACAUGGUCUUCUUCACUGACCUAAAUAAGAUUCCUGAUUGCGGUUACCAGUCCUCAGUGAAGAUGACCUCUCAACCUAAAGGAAUAGCAGUUGGACCUGAUGGAACUGUUUUUGUGGCUUGUAUCAAGGAGAUAGCCAUAUUGAAGGAUGGGAAGUUGUUGCAGAGUUUGAAGGCUGAUUACGAGCCUCAGUGUGUGGCCAUCAACGUCGCUGGCACUGAACUGGCCGUCGGAGGAGGUGAUAUGGACAAAAAAGUGCACAUCUUCAGCGUAUCAGGUAGUUGCAAACUGGAGGAGAAGAAGGGCCUGGAGCAUCAUGGCUGCCUCAAGGACAUCUCAUACUCACCAGAUGGAAGGUACCUGGCUGCCUGCGAUGCCUUCAGGAAGAUACAACUCUACGAACUGCCUGAACAUAAGGUCUGCGAAUGGGGCUACCACACGGCUAGAGUGAACUCGAUAAAUUGGUCUCCAGACUCGAAGCACCUUGCCAGUGGAGCUCUUGACACCCACUGCAUCAUCUGGGACCCGAGCAGUAAAACUAACUACACUGUUAUUAAAGGAGCCCACCCACAAAGUCAGGUGACCAGAGUUGAGUGGGUGGACAACAACACACUGCUGUCCGUCGGCCAGGAUAGCUGCGUCAAGCAGUGGUCAAUCAAGCACUGA